AUGGAUAUUGAACUAUUCAAACCUUUUAAAUUAAUUUUCAAAAAGUUCCAAUGGUUUGGAAUGUGGCAGGAUGGUGAACAAACUUGGGCAUAUUUUAUUUUUGGAUAUUUGUUGCAUUUGUUAUUGUUAAAGAAGAUUAAGAAAAGUUAUGAUGAACUUAAAGAUUUACUGCAGUCAACAAAUUACGAAGAAUCUGUGGAUCGGAAGACAUUAAAGAAAGAAAUUGCAUUUUGCUAUAAAGUUUACUUGGCAUUUUGGUCAUCAGCUCUUGUAACUUGUGCAUCAGGUGCUUUCGUUCCUUUUCUCAGUUCGAAGUUACCAUAUAAAGUUUGGUUUCCGUUCGAUGUUAAUAAGGAAACAAAUGAAAUUGGCUUUUGGAUUGCUUCUUUGUACCUUAUUUUUCAUUCUUUUAUCGUCAGUACCCUUGAUAUAACUUUAGAUAUUUUCCCAGUUGUUUUCAUGGCAUUUUCCAUUGGAUUAUUAAACGAAUUUUCUCAGCGUUUAUCAAAAAUUGAAUCAAACGGUGAUCUUAUUCAAUGUAUCAUUGUUCAUAAAAAAAUCAAACACUUCGUGAAUGGAAUUCAUGCAAAUUUUGCAACUGCUAUUUUCUUUCAAGGCGUCACGAGUUCCUUGACUUUAUGUACUGGAGUACUAACGAUGACAUUUACUACAAACCUCACUCAGCUUAUUCGCAUUGUUACAUUUAUAGUUCCAAUGGUGCUUGAAAUAUUUCUUCCUUGUUACUUUGGGAAUGAGCUUUCGAUCGCUUCGUCACAUCUAACAACUUCAAUAUUUCAAUCAAAAUUGAUUGAAGGAGAUCAGAAGUUGAAGAAAACUGCAAUAAUCUUCACAGAAUGUAAUCGGAAAGAGUUAAAGAUCACAUCGCUUGGAUUAUUUGAUUUACAUGAGAAGUUCCCAUUGAGAAUACAACUGUUGAACAUUCAAAAUAUGUACUUACCUUGA
Clunio marinus is the source of this 963-nucleotide messenger RNA. Lineage: Eukaryota; Metazoa; Arthropoda; Insecta; Diptera; Chironomidae. The record is from the annotation of a GenBank genome assembly.